Molecule: messenger RNA, 1059 nt
Organism: Elephantulus edwardii (Cape elephant shrew)
Lineage: Eukaryota; Metazoa; Chordata; Mammalia; Macroscelidea; Macroscelididae
Gene: SDC1
Product: syndecan 1
Exons: 6
Coding region: 1-1059 (352 amino acids)
Biological process (GO): cell migration
Cellular component (GO): cell surface; membrane
Source: RefSeq, a predicted model, not a curated record
AUGGGGAGUCUCCUGACGUCAGUUUAUAACUUCAAAACCCCCAUGAAGGAUCGCUAUAGAUUGGAAUCAGUUCAUCGGGUGGGGAAAGCGGAGGAACUGGUCUUCCAGCUCUUCCAGCUCCACGCCCAGCCCUCAGCUGAGCCUGAUCUGAGGCUAGUCCUGGCACGUGGGCCCUGCCGGAGCCGGCACUGGCUCAGUGGAAGGCAAACUGUGGCUGCAAAUGUGCCCCCUGAAGAUCAAGACGGUUCUGGAGAUGACUCUGACAACUUCUCUGGCUCAGGUGCAGAUGCUUUGCAAGAUAUCGCCUUGUCACAUCAGACCCCCUCCACCUGGAAAGACAUGUGGCUCCUGACCACCAUGCCCACCACUCCUGAGCCCUCAGAGACCAUUGCAGCCUCCAUCCUGCCCGACCUGAAGGAGCAUGUGGAGGAAGCAUCUGUGCAUCUGACAGAGGUGGAGCCCGAUCCUCUAGCCCCAGAGAAAGGGACAUCCCACCCGCCCAGUGAGACCACCCAGCACCCAACCACCCACCGGGCCUCCACAGCAAGAGCCAGCACGGCCCAAGCACCUGCCACCACCCAUCCUUCCAAGGACCUGCAGCCAGGCCACCCUGAGACCUUACCUCCUAAAGGACGUGGCCACUUCCACCCUCCAGCUCCCGGCCUGGAGAACGGAGCCCCUCCUGCCACGGAGAAGGCUGCUGAGGAUGGCACCUCCAGUCAGUUCCCAGUGGAAGAGAGCUCUGGAGAGCUGGACUUCGUCUUUGAAACACCUGGGGACAACACAGGUGUGGUUUCUGUGGAGUCUGACCCUCGGAACCAGUCCCCCGUGGAUCAGGGGGCCACGGGGGCCUCACAGGGCCUUCUGGACAGGAAGGAAGUUUUGGGAGGGGUCAUUGCCGGAGGCCUGGUGGGGCUCAUCUUUGCUGUGUGCCUGGUGGGUUUCAUGCUGUAUCGAAUGAAGAAGAAGGAUGAGGGUAGCUACUCCUUGGAGGAGCCCAAACAAGCCAACGGCGGAGCCUACCAGAAGCCCACCAAGCAGGAGGAGUUCUACGCCUGA